Molecule: messenger RNA, 7672 nt
Organism: Drosophila ananassae
Lineage: Eukaryota; Metazoa; Arthropoda; Insecta; Diptera; Drosophilidae
Product: ectopic P granules protein 5 homolog
Exons: 15
Coding region: 139-7542 (2467 amino acids)
Biological process (GO): autophagosome maturation
Cellular component (GO): cytoplasm
Source: RefSeq, a predicted model, not a curated record
UGCCGGGGCCAGCUGGGCGAGCUCCAUGGUUGUCCAUCUCUAUUAUGUGGGGAUUUUCAUUGUUUAGUGGUGCUGUGUCCAAAAUAAUGCACAAAUAGAACGCAAAAGGCUUUGGGAGAAGAGAAUUAAUUCGUAGAAAUGGCUACGCUAGUCAAGCCCAAAAAGGAGAAGACGAAAAAACAGCGAAGCGACAGGCAGAUUCCAAAAGAGGAAGAGGAGGAAACUGCUCAGUUAUCAACAAGUAACGAUGAACAAAGAGAGGAGGCGCCGGAGAAUGUAUCGCUGCUGGAGGAAUUGGAACGGGUAGCCGCUUUGGCCAGCAGCAGCAGUGGCGCGGACAUAAUUAGCCACGACUGUUGCAUUUCCAGCGAUGUGAGGGAGCAACCCGAGGAAAGCGUCGCAGAGGUGGAACCGGAAGUUGAAACUCAAAUUGAAACCGAACCAAAUGCCCCAAGUGCCCCACCCUCGACCACCAAUGUCGUGCCUCACAUUGUGCAGUAUCCCAAUCUGCUGCCGAUGCAUGUCUCCAAUGCCCAAGUAGAGGAGCAGAGUGCAAAGAUUGUCUACCGAUUGCAGUCGGAGACACAAGCCUCGGGUUUUGCUCUGGCCAGGAGCAAUGUGAAGCCCCUUAGCGAUGAGCAGCUGCGUCAAAUCUACAACUGCCCCGAUCUGGAGCUGGCAAAGCAAUUUGAGCUGGAGUUCCUUAUGAACUCGCUGCUAGAGUCCAGCGAGGCCGAUCCCUUGUACUCAGCCCUGCAAGAGUACUACGAGCUACAAGGCAAGAUCACCUCGAACUUGCACGACGUAAAAAAGUGGCGCAAAAACUGCGGAGUAUCGCAAAGACAAAUCUGGAAAAAAGAGUCCGUGACACGAAGCUUUAGUGGUACUUGCGGAGAUGGGAAUGUAGUGCAAGAGAACGUCACAUUCGAAAUCAUACAGGUUGAUCCGGUGAAGCUUGAGUUGGCCAAAACCUCUCUAACAAGCCUUUACGACCUGGUCUGCCACACGUACACUAACAACCUGAUCACCGCCAAGAUAACCAAAGUGAAGGUCGACCAAAUUAUCAACGACUUGCUAUCUUAUCCCCAUGCGGAUGGCCCGCAGGAGAUCUCCUUGAACAAACUCCAAUCUGGAGCGGCCUUGGAGUGUGUUUCCCAGUUGCGAAGAGCCAUCUCCAUACUGUUCUGUUUCAUAAGGCGACCCAGUCCAAAUGCGAAUUUCGACACAGACCUAAAGCAAUGGCUGCGUCAACUAAUUGCCUUGCAAUUGAUUCUGGCCACCAGAGAGGAUCACUGGUUCCUGCUCUUUAAUAUUUUGCGAUGCCCCAAUGGCGUAGGCUCCUGGGCCGCCCAGUUUUUACAGCUGCCGGGAAUGCAGAUUGCUCCACGCAGCUCUCAGAAAAAUGACCUGCCGUUGGAUCUAAACUCCCCAGAACUGAAUCACUGCAUGGCUGUGCUUCAGAUCCUGCUGAUGCCGGUGAAAAAGAGAAACGAAUACCUAAAGGGCCAGGCACAAGCGCAUCGCGAGCUUUCAGAGGCAACAGGUACCACCGAACGGUGGAUCGUGGUCGACUCCGAUGGGGAGGACUCGCACACACCAGCUGGGGAAUGCAUUGGAUUGAAGGAAAGCGAUCUAAUUGCUUUGCUGAACCAACUGCCGUUUGAAAAGAUCUUUAUAUCGGCCAUGCGCAUAGAGAAGUUUCUAGACGACUACAUCCUGGAACCGGACAUGAUCACUGCCCAGAGCAUGCUGGCUGUGGUGGUGUUCUUUUCCCAGUUAGUCAAGAUACUGGGAGAGGGACUGCUGACUUACAACAACGAAAGAUACAAGCAACUGGCCAAGAGACUGGGUCGUUUAGUGCGCCACACUCUACAGUAUAUCUUCGACUACAACGAACUGUUUCUAAACAACAACAGACCCAAAUCGACCGAGCUGUUCGAACGUAUUCAAGUGGAACUGCAGGCUCUGCUUAUCCGAGCUUGCGGUUACAUUUACCGCACUCGCAAUCUGGGAACCUGGCAGUACUUCUCCACCCUACCCUUUGGCACCUUGGACACCGAGGUUGUGUGGCACCUGUUCUACUACCUAAACGUGGGCUUCCCCAUCGAUUUGUCAAACGAUUUGGUCGGCAAUGCCGAGGCUGCCUUCCAGUCGGAUGACUUUUGGGCUAAGUUCGAUUUGGCCAACGCGGACGUGGCUCCGGACGACAUGUACUAUCUGCUGCAGACCUUCUUCGAGAUGGCCAACGACCGCAAUCGCAGUAAAGACGCCAACUUAGUCAAAGCCAUCUGCCUUCACAUUUUUCACAUCGGCUAUAUACAUCGCUCGACGCGGGAGUUUUGCUACAAGGCGGCGCGAGAUAUGUUGGUCAACUUGAUGGACGAAAACCUGAUGGGCUGCCUGCUGGUGCAGAUUAAGAUGCGCUACGGGGAGGUGGACCAGGCGGCGUAUCUGUUCAAGGCACUGCCCCUUGAAAACUGGCAUCCUAGCAUGGACAGCUUCGAGGUUCUUUCCAAUUGGCUUCUCCACUUUGAUUAUCAGUCCUCGGAGAGCCACUUGGCCCGUCUAAUUAUCAGUCAUUUGAAUUGGGGUCUGGACGUGGAGGGUCGUCUCUUCCUGCCCCACAACAUUCAUGUUCGGAUGGCUCACCUGGUGAACGAGGCCUUAAACAAGUUUGCUCCCGAAGUAAUUGGCGCUUCCGGAAUCUCUGAGAGCGUGCGCCAAGUCUCCUCGCUGAUCGACUCCACCCAGACGAGUCGGGAGCAGUUCACUAACUGGUGCUGGCGUAUGAUCUCCCUGCUGCGGCUGCAUCUUAUGGACCAAGGGGUGGAGUCUGUGAAGAGAACCCUCUUGCAUCCCACGGAACCACUAAUGUUUAUACCCGAGCUGGAGCGCAUGGACAUAAUAUUCCAAGGGGUCACGGAGAAUCGCCCGCUGGCUUUGUAUGUGGGCAUGCUGGUCAGUUUGCAUGGCCAUUCCAUUCCCCUCAUCUGCCAGCACGGAUUCAACCUGCUGCAGCAACUACUGCUGGAUCACAGACACGCAGCCACCAUUCGAUGCCUUGAGCUAAUUGUGCCCUUAUUUUUAGAAACUCCUGAAACGCUGGCCACUUGCGAAAGCUUUCAGAGACUCUUGGCUACCCUGCUUAAUGCGGACAGAACUUACUUGAAACUGGCCAAGGACAUGGUCUAUGCGAACUCCAUCGGUCCCAUCCUGGAACUCCUAGACAACAUGCUUCAUCACCAGAUUGUUUCCUACACAAGCUUUGGCCUCUGCUCGCCUCUUAAUCUGUUGAAUAUUUGGCUCAAUUGCUUCACAACCCUACCUGGCUGGGCACAAAACUCGAAUUUAUUGUACCUUCUCGACCGGAUGCUCCGCAUUUCCUACCAAUUCCCCGAUUGCCGUGCUCAGGCCGUAGAGUUUUUCUACAAUUAUUACAAGGACUGCACAGAUUGGAAAUCAGCUCCCAAGGGCUCUGCUCUGAAAGCAUUUUUCGGCGGGCAGGCAUCUUCUCGAAUUCCGCAGAUCUCACCGCAGACUUGUUGGCUAAACCUGGUGCUCCUAGAGAUUGAGUUUCGCCUGGUGGACACGCGAGUAUGGCCUGAGUUACUGCGUCAGGUUUCCGCCCAGCCUGUAGAGGCGGCUCUUAAGAAAACCCUGUCCUUGGCCAAGGUGAACUCUUUUCCUGCCAGCCAACUGGUGAUCUACAAACAGGCCCAGCUACUGGCCAGCAUGGAGAGCAACCAUGCCCUGUUUCCCAUCGUCUGCCAGAAGUUCUUCGAACUCUAUCUCUGGCGGGUGCCGACAGAGAACGAAUCGCUGAACUUCAGUCAGAACUUCGGGGUGUCCGACAAGUUCUACGAACACAAUGUGCCUUUGAUGAAGAGUAUUAAGUCGCAACUGAAGUCCGCCGAAUCGUACCACUCAGCCCUGGCCACAAAGUGCGCCAAUGACGACGCUAUGGCCCACUUUCAUCGCAGCUGCUCCAAGCUGAUGCAGAGUUGUGCGCUGUGGCUGGAAGAUACGCAAAUAAAUCGAUUCACCAGCGACGCGGAGCAACUGCCGGCGCAGUACAAUUGUGAGAAGCUGAGGGAGUUACUGGGCGGUCAUGUGGCACACUGGACGGAGUUCCUCUGCCUGGCCACGCUGCGAAAGGAGCAGAGGAACCAAGCCGAUGUUUGGGGUCGCAAGGUGCUUAGACUGGCCAACCAGAAGGCACCCAGGACACCAGUGCAACCGAAGCCACGAACUCCUCCUGCGCAGCAUAUCAAAACUCUAUUGAAUACUUACGAAAAGAGCGUAGCCAUACCUGGCCAUGAACGAAUUGAACCCAUCCAGACGCCUCCUAUCGAUGGAGACCUUCUUUCCGAGCUUAAGAAACGGAUGAGCACCUUCAACUCCACAGCCAACCACUAUCAUUACAAGACCUCGGAGCUGAACUCCCUGAACUUAAACUACUUGGAGAGCGUUCCGGGCUUGUACCAGAUGGUUCCCUACGAGGAAACCCGCAGGAAGGAAUGCACUUCGCUGAUUUUUCAUCGAAGUUGCACGCGGGCAGCCCAGAUCACACUGAAGCCAGAACACAUACGCAUUAAUGAAGUUGUUUCCCGGAAGCUGAACGAGAAUCGAGAGAGACACGAUAAACUCGUGGAGGAACUGCUGGCGGCCAUGAAUGUGGAUAGUUUCGCACAGGCCAUCGAGGAGUUUGGCGUCUAUAUAGGUGCCAUUCUGCUGGCUCCCAUGGAGGCGAAGGUUGUUGAGUUGGGAGUGAAGAGUUUCUAUCAGUUGGUGGACAACCUCAACGAGGUUACCAUGAAGUUCCAGCCCACGCAUGACUUGUAUUUUCAGGUCCUGGAUAAGCUAGGAAUUUUCUUGCAAGCAGACCAAGCGGCCCAGGGCUUGAGUGUGCUGCGACUGGCCCUCAAAAGACCUGAUCUCCUAGAGCUUCUGGCCGGCGUAUUUGUGCCCAGUCGCACCGACGUGACGCACUUUCUUCCCAUGUACGAGUUCCUCGUUGAUUCCCACCUGAAACGCUGCGACACGCAGACCCUGUUUGUGCUUUUCUCAAAGUUCGAUCUGCUGGGGUGGUUGGAAGUCUAUCAGCCCAAGCUCAACGAGAUCAACCGCCUCCUGUUGUUGGUGCUACAGGGCUUGCAGGCAUGGUCGCAGCCGGAUAGCAGCCUGCUGCAAGAUCUUUUCCGCCGGCACCUGGUUCACAUCUUCGGCUACGACUUCCCCCAGCACUACGGGGAAGUCAUGCAGUUGGUGCUGGAUCGCACCUCGGAUCAAAAGCUAAUGCCGGUGGUCCUAGUGGACUUGCUCAAUGCCCUGUUCGUGCGCUGCAACUGUCCGGAGCUGUCGCUGGAGGACUCCGAAGUGAGAGUGCACGAGGUGGCCCUGGACUUUGCCCGGCGGCAGAAGCUCUUCAAUCUGAAAGCUGCUACGGACACCUUGUUGCUUUUUUCGCGGCAUUUUCAGAAGGAGCGGCUGCACCAUGGGCUGCAUGGCUUGUACCCCAAACACAAGGACUACUGCCAACCGCUCGUUAUGUGGUUCACCAGUUUCGGCCACGUUCUGUUGGCAUCCGCCAUUUGCAGCUACCAGGAACUGCUAGCCGACCAGAUUAGCGACAUUGUCUUUGGGUCCAUCGUGGAGACGUACGGGCCAUGGCUCAUUCCGUACACAGAGCAGACCGCCUCUGGAGUGGCCCAUUGGAUAAGGCAGCUGACGCCGGGGCAGAGCAAGGUGCUCUUGCCGUGGAGCGAACAGCAGGUGGGCAGCAGCAAGCUGAUGAUUCGUUCCUUCGUGGCCACCACGUUGCAGGUGUUGCAGUUCCUGCCUUCGUCGAACAAGAUCCUGGAGCACGUCUUCGCCUGGUAUGUGCAUCACUUUGCCCAGCCCAAUAUAGCAGGCUAUGUGCUGGCUCCCAUCCACGAGGGAUUGGCCCAGCUUCCGUGGCAGCGCUUCCUACCUCCGGCUCAGCAUAUUGAGCUUCUGUACGAGAGCCUCCAACGCUUUCUGCCAGAGUCUCAUGCCAUGCUGGGACACAUCUUCAUCCGCGUUGAUUGGAACAACUGGUUCUCCCAGAUGCCCCAGCCGGUGGCUCUGCUGUCCCAUCUCUUUGGCAUCUUUGUCAAGAUAGCCUUCGAACCGAACAUUCACAUCCAGCCCAAUACGAGCCGAAUUCUCGAGGAGGCCAUUCAGUAUCCGUGGCACUUGGUGGAGUACAGCGAACUGGAGCUGUUGCUCAAGUGGUUUGUGGCCAGUGUGGAGCCGGCAAUCGUGCUCAAGCUGCCCAACGAGACAAACUACGCCGACCGUGCUGUUUUGGAACUCAUUCGCUUGGCUUGUGCCAUGUUGCCAGAGCGCUCCACCCAGGAUGCCAUUGUCCUGGGAUCCGCCAAGCGCAUGUUGUACACCCGGUCCAUGAUCCGCUUGCAGCGAGCCGGAGGAGCCAAACACAAGAAGCUCAUGAUGACCAAAGAUGGGGAGCGCUUCUUCACGGACGCGUUCCUGGAACUCCUGAACAGCAUUGACCGGGCCAUUCACAGCUGCAGUGAACACCGCACUCCGGAGGAGCAACGACGGGAGGCCCUUAAUCUGAUGCUGGAGCUAGUGGCGCCCACCCAGACCCAGAGCCAGGAGGUGUCCAACAUCCACAUCAAGGCUCUUGUUUGGUGGCAGCAGCGAUGCGCCCCCGGCAACCUGGUCAUGUGCUCAACUCUUCCGGCUAUUGGCCACCUCAACAACUACAUCGCGAGCAUAUACACCUUGCUGGAGUCCAGCGUGGAAAGCUACUUUCGCACCUCCUUAGAGAGUGCCCCGUGGCACGCCCCGAGUUGGCGGGGCCUACUCGAGUCCCUGAGCAUGUCUCUGCCGAAGCUGGAUCUAAUGCCCAUCAUGCAGGGUGGCUACCUCUUCUCGCUGCACGUCUUCGUGGUGCACAAGAUGGAGGAGAUUGCAACGGAUGGCGACAAGGUGACGUUCCUGCAGGACCUCACCCAGUUGCUGGAGAGUGUGAAGACUACGCCUGUGACGGAACCCCGCUUGGCACUGGUGUGGGGAGUGAUCAUUUCACGGGGCUGCCAGAUCCUCCAGGUCAACCAGCAGGUGAAGAAGCCACUUUUUAUGCUCGCCCGGCAGCUGCAGGUUGCAUCAACAAAAGCCGAGGGCUGGAGCGAUGGAUUGCUGGGCGCGAUUGGACUCAAAUCGGAGGUCAUCACCAACAGACGGAAAGUCCUAACCCGCUGCUUGGCCUGCGUCAUAUUCUCCUUGUUUCCGGCCAGCCGGGAUCUGCGCUUGCCCUCGGAGGAGUACGAGAGCGGCAUGCGCGAGCUGUCCAUGCUCUUGGCUAACAAGAAGUUCUCGGAGGAGAAGCCCGGGAUCGUGCGAGCCGUGACCCUGCUGAAGGAGUCCGUCUUUCCUGAACCGCGGUCGGUGUCGCAUCUGGUCUGUCGGCUGAUUGCAAUAUUCUACGAACAGAGCUACUUGACAACCAUUCCGGAGAUCUGGGACUUUGACUUCAAGCUAAGCUCCACGUAGCUCGGGGAGCAGGCGACGAAAUCCUCUCAUCCAAACAGCCAGUUGUGUUAUUUCCAGAGUGUUAAAUAUCAUAUAUCUAGGUUUAGGGCUAAUAAAGUGAUGAAUUUUGUGCAAUUUUGCCAAACAACAA